Molecule: messenger RNA, 4183 nt
Organism: Pteronotus mesoamericanus
Lineage: Eukaryota; Metazoa; Chordata; Mammalia; Chiroptera; Mormoopidae
Gene: CELF1
Product: CUGBP Elav-like family member 1
Exons: 14
Coding region: 977-2437 (486 amino acids)
Biological process (GO): regulation of alternative mRNA splicing, via spliceosome; mRNA splice site recognition
Cellular component (GO): nucleus; cytoplasm; ribonucleoprotein complex
Molecular function (GO): mRNA 3'-UTR binding
Source: RefSeq, a predicted model, not a curated record
AGAAUCCAGGAGUCUUCCUCUGCCUCAUAUCCUCGAUGGAGUGAUCUCCAAGUUUAGUGGAUUCGCACCCCUCUGCCAAUAUUUCUCAGCAUUGCUUAAGACUAGUUCUUAAUCUUAGAGCUAGUUUUUACAAGAGCUUCCCUGUCUUCAUAUUUUCUCACUUUAUUUCAUCGCAUUACCAGGUGUCUCUUAAAAGACAAACUCUUGGGAUAAAGUCCAACCCUUUCAGUAUAACAUUGAAAGCCCCUUAACAGUUCUCUCCAGCUAUCUUUUUAUUUGCAUCAAUUUUCUCAUAUACGUAUUUUCUCUUUUUUCCUGAUAUUUUAAAUGUUUUUAUACUCAACCUUUUAACUUUCUUAAGUGCUUUUUCCACCUUCCUAGCCAGUCCCCUCUGCCUUCUGAGUCUUGACCAUGUCCUUCUCGCCUUUUAGCCUUUCAGAGCCCUGCCCUAUGGAGCACUCUCCCAGCUGCUUAGUCCAUUUGGCUUCCAUUCCUGCACACCUCUCCCCUCCUCCAAACAAAAGAAACUGUAUUACCUGCUUUUUCCCACAGAACGUUCAUUCAUUUGUUAGGUAUUGUGGUUGUGUCCUUCCAGUUGUUCUGUGCCACUGCCUCCAGGGCAGGAGUUGUCCAGUCCACUGGAAUAGACCCUUAGAGUGUGUAGUAUCUGGCACAUUGUAGGAGCUUGGAAGAUACAGUUGAAUGAACGAUAAGUCCUGUGAGGUUUUUUAAUAAUUAGAGAUGAUUAGAGAGAUAGGUGCUCUGGACAUUAUCUCCAUUCCUUGGGGAAGAAGGUUGAAGACCUUCCCAAGCAGACUGUUCGCUGUUCUAUUGUUGAGUGGUGAUUUUUAAACCUUUAUUGAUAGCUUUUUCCAACUAACAUAGGAAGAGCUGCCUUCAUCCAAAUGAAAAUUCCUUCCUUCCAGCAUAGACACAUUCCAUCUUGUUCUCACUAGAGAACAGCUGCUCAAAGAAAAUGAACGGCACCCUGGACCACCCAGACCAACCGGAUCUUGAUGCUAUUAAGAUGUUUGUGGGCCAGGUCCCGAGGACCUGGUCUGAGAAGGACUUGAGGGAACUCUUUGAACAGUAUGGUGCUGUCUAUGAAAUCAACGUCCUAAGGGAUAGGAGCCAAAACCCUCCUCAGAGCAAAGGGUGCUGUUUUGUUACAUUUUACACCCGCAAAGCUGCGUUAGAAGCACAGAAUGCUCUUCACAACAUGAAGGUCCUCCCAGGGAUGCAUCAUCCUAUACAAAUGAAACCUGCUGACAGCGAGAAGAACAAUGCAGUGGAAGACAGGAAGCUGUUUAUUGGGAUGAUUUCCAAGAAGUGCACUGAAAAUGACAUCCGAGUCAUGUUCUCUUCAUUUGGACAGAUUGAAGAAUGUCGGAUAUUGCGGGGACCUGAUGGACUGAGCCGAGGUUGUGCAUUUGUGACUUUUACAACAAGAGCCAUGGCACAGACGGCUAUCAAGGCAAUGCACCAAGCACAGACCAUGGAGGGUUGCUCAUCCCCCAUGGUGGUAAAAUUUGCUGAUACACAGAAGGACAAAGAACAGAAGAGAAUGGCCCAGCAGCUCCAGCAGCAGAUGCAGCAGAUCAGCGCAGCAUCUGUGUGGGGAAAUCUUGCUGGUCUAAAUACUCUUGGACCCCAGUAUUUAGCACUUUAUUUGCAGCUCCUUCAGCAGACUGCCUCCUCUGGGAACCUCAACACCCUGAGCAGCCUCCACCCAAUGGGAGGGUUAAAUGCAAUGCAGUUACAGAAUUUGGCUGCCCUAGCUGCUGCAGCUAGCGCUGCUCAGAACACACCAAGUGGUACCAAUGCUCUCACUACAUCCAGCAGUCCCCUCAGCGUACUCACCAGUUCAGGGUCUUCACCGAGCUCCAGCAGCAGCAGCUCUGUCAACCCCAUUGCCUCCCUUGGAGCCUUGCAGACAUUAGCUGGAGCGACGGCAGGCCUCAACGUCAGCUCUCUGGCAGGGAUGGCUGCUUUAAAUGGGGGUCUGGGCAGCAGUGGCCUUUCCAAUGGCACUGGGAGCACCAUGGAGGCCCUCACGCAGGCCUACUCGGGGAUCCAGCAGUACGCCGCCGCGGCGCUGCCCACUCUCUACAACCAGAACCUGCUGACACAGCAGAGCAUCGGUGCUGCUGGCAGUCAGAAGGAAGGUCCAGAGGGAGCCAACCUGUUCAUCUACCACCUGCCCCAGGAGUUUGGAGAUCAGGACCUGCUGCAGAUGUUUAUGCCCUUUGGGAAUGUCGUGUCUGCCAAGGUUUUUAUAGACAAGCAGACAAACCUGAGCAAGUGUUUUGGUUUUGUAAGUUACGACAAUCCUGUUUCGGCUCAAGCUGCCAUCCAGUCCAUGAACGGCUUUCAGAUUGGCAUGAAGCGGCUCAAAGUGCAGCUCAAACGUUCGAAGAAUGACAGCAAGCCCUACUGAGCGUGCUCCCCUCAGACUGGAGUGAGAGGGUCUCUGAUUCCUGCCGUUUGUUCAUCGUUGUGCCUAAAGCAUGUCGAUGUGGCGUCAAGUACAUCGUCCAAAUCCCUGUCUCUUCAGCUUCUCUGAUGCUUGAACUCUCACCUUUGACCUUGUGUUGAUCUUUGAUGCUGAUGUGUAUUUUUAUUAUGUUUGUUUCUUUCUUUGUUUUUUCUUUUUUCUUUCCUUUUUUUUUUCUUUUGUGCUGCCAAAUUGGUUUUGCUAGAACGACUGCUGAAGGGGAAAUAUUUAAACUUGCAUUUGAAUAUAAAAAAAUCUAUUUUUCUAGAACUUCAUAAGAUAACCACUUGAUUUUGUGAUUCCAAUUCUUUGUAAUUGUCUUCAGAGCAGCCCUACUAGCACAUACCGCGUGGUGUUUGUAUUUCUGUGAACACACAGCCAGUCCGUUUCUAGGCUUUGUUUCUGUGUGCUUAGUUUUAAAGACAACUUUGAAGUAAACAAUGAAAUAAAAGAUGUCACUGAAACCUUUGAGGCUCCUGAGCACAUUUUGCUGAUAUAGUUUGUGGGGCUUGAGGAGACCGCAUGUGUUCUUAUUUUUGUUUUUCUGAGUUCUCAACUGCAGAAAACACCCGAACCCCUUUCCUUUUUGACAGCAAGCUGCAGUUCGGGCCGCCAGCCCUUUUCCUUGGGAGGGUCUCCCCUGCAGGCGCCUUUGGGCCCCUCGCCCCCUCCCUCCAGGCUUGUUCCUACAGUCUCCACAGCAAAAUGUGAUGCUUUGGGGGUUUUUUUGUUUUGUUUUGUUUUGUUUUGUUUUUGUACUGUUUUUGUGCUUUUGUUUGGAAUUUUUUCCUUUCCUACUAAGAUGAUACCCAGAAAAAAACAAGUUUUGCAUGUUUCCUGCUGUUUCUUCACACCUUCUUAUAUAUCACCUUCACCUCUCUGUUUUCUAUAGUUUGUGCAAAAACUGACCGAUUUAAAAGGGUUUCAAAGAAGCUGUUUUAAAUUGUUGUGGGGUUAUUUUUUCAAGAUUGUAUUGUUUUAUUUUGAAGUGGCAACUUUCUCCUCUGUUGCCCUUAGAGCGUUUGCCUGUGCACUUAGACUGUCACCUCAUGUGGCCUCCCGGCCUCGGCAGGGCCUCCGGGGGGCUGGCUGCCCUGCUCAGAGAUGGGUUGGGAGGGCGCCAGGAGAGGCACGAGGAACAGAGGUAGAAUCCAGAAGGCGGCUGCGGGUGGGCAGGAGGCUUAGCGCAUCAAGGGCAGUGAGCGCCCCUCGGCCCGGAGGGAGGAGGGUGCUCUCCACCAGUCGGGGGAGGCCAUCUGUGCACUAAGUGGCGACAUACCUGCCAGCGUUUUUCCUAGGUGACAAGCACAAUACUACAGUCUUCACACUGUUUACAGCCCUGGCCACCAGCUACCCCACACUGGCUCUCCCCCACAACUCUGCUCUUAGCUAGUGGGAUGGGGUAAGGGCGGGGAUUUGUUUUGUAAAACUGGGUGAAGAGCCAAAUAGCUACUGUCCCUGGGUGCCAGGCACGCCAGUUCCUUGGCUCCCUGAAAGGAACUUGCCCUCCUCUCUGGCACCAUCCGCCCCCAGGGUCUAGGGGCCUGAGUGAGAAUGUGAAUGGCGAGGGAGAGCCUAGAGGAGGUGAGAGGUCACGGGUGGGUCUGUGGAGGUGUGAGGCUGCCGAGGGAGGAGUCCGAGCGACCCCAGCCAGAGAGCUAGGCUGCUGGUGGGGCGGACGAGCUGGGA